Carassius gibelio (silver crucian carp) is the source of this 2695-nucleotide messenger RNA. Its product is annotated as interferon-inducible GTPase 5-like. Gene Ontology annotation, molecular function: GTP binding. Lineage: Eukaryota; Metazoa; Chordata; Actinopteri; Cypriniformes; Cyprinidae. The record is from RefSeq and is a predicted model, not a curated record. Gene Ontology annotation, cellular component: membrane. The coding region runs from base 1 to 2037 and encodes 678 amino acids. The transcript has a single exon.
AUGUCAGAUGAAGUCAACAUCUUUAUGGAUCCUUUCCUCAAAAUCUACACAAAUCCUGAACAGAUAGAAGUAGCCGAUAACCUCACUGAAUCCUUUCAUGAGGAAAUUGUGUUGAAAGAGCAACAGAGAAACACAGAAUUGUUGGAGUCCCUAGGAAUCAUCCAAUCAAAAAUUAUUAAAACUAUGGAGAACCAACCAGAGAAACCCAAACAAAGUAGUUCACUGAACAUUGUUGAAUCAAAACUUAAUGACGUGAAGGAAAGAGAGAGGCUGAGAGAAAAGAAACAGAGUGAUAAAGAAAAGCAAGCGGAGAAAGAAGUGAGACGUAUAACAAAUGAAACAACUGUAGAUCAGUCAGAAAAAGCUGAAGUGUGUAGUUUUGACAUGAAACUGAUGGAAGAAUGUCUUGAGGUCCAAAAUGAGCAAACUGAGGCUGAGCAAUCAUGUGAAGUGACCAUGGGAAAACAACACGUGAAGGCUAUUGAUAAAGAGGAACAAAAAGAACAGAAAUGUUCAGUUCGAGGAGACAUCAGUUCCUGUAACGAGGAAGCAAAGGAAAUAAUUGAGUGUGGAAAAGCUACAGGCAAUCUCAAAACAAAACAACCUGACAGUGUCGAAACAGACCAUUUUCAAGAGCCACGUGAUGCUUUAAUGGAGAAAGAUAUUUUGGCAGAAAAACUCAGAAAGACUAAUCUCAGUGAACCGUUAAAUAAAGUUAACCCUAAAGAGGAACAUGUGGCGGUUAUGAUACAGAACCAAGAAUUGCUCAGUGGAGCAGUGUGUCCAGAUGCAAAGAAGUCACAAGACGACACAGAUAAUGUGUUUCAGUAUAAAGAAGAGAAGAGGGAAAGUAUAGACACAGCGACUAAAAAGCAAGAAGACGAGCAUGUAUAUGAAGUGCCUGAUGUUUUGCUCACUAGUUCUGCGGAAUAUCUGAAUGUAACAGAUAGUGUUAAAGAACAAUUCAAGAAACUGGACAACGUCACACUUCACAUUGCUGUUACAGGAUCGACUGGAGCAGGAAAAUCCAGCUUUAUCAAUGCAAUACGAGGUCUUCAACCCGAUGAUGUCAAUGCAGCUCCCACGGGAGUGAUUGAGACUACACUGACAUCGACAGUGUACGCACAUCCUACAAUGCCCAAUGUCAAAUUAUGGGAUCUGCCAGGGACCGGGAGUCCCAAAUUUAAAGCUAAAAAAUAUCUAAAGGAUGUGAAACUUGACACCUUUGACUUCUUCAUCAUCAUCUCCUCAGAGAGAUUCAAAGAAAAUGACAUCAUGCUGGCUAAAGCAAUUAAAGAGAAGAAGAAAUUGUUCUACUUCCUCCGCUCAAAGCUUGACAAUGACAUUCAAGCGGAAUCGCAAAGGAAAGACUUUGAUGAGCAGAAGGUUCUCUCCCAAAUUCGUGAGGACUGCCAAAGAAACCUGAAGAAUAUGGAUAACCCAGAAAUUUUCCUGAUCUCCUCAUUUGAAUUGCACAAAUAUGAUUUUCAAACCCUCAUCGACACACUAGAGAAGCAACUACCUGCUCACAAGAGAGAUGCUUUGAUUUUGUCUUUGCCAGUAUACUCCUCCAAGAUUCUGGAGCAAAAAACUGAAUUGUUUAUGAAGCAAACCUGGUCAGCAGCUAUCGCUUCUGGUUCUAUUGCUGUGGCUCCAGUGCCUGGUCUUUCCAUGGCUUGUGAUGCUGCCAUUUUGCUGGCUUUCUUCACCAAGUGUUACUAUGCAUUUGGCCUGGAUGAUGAAGCAAUAGAUAAGCUGUCGGUGAGGGUCAACAAUCCAUCGCUAAAAUCUGUGAGAAAGUCACCUCUAGUGGUCGCUAUUGGGCAAAAGAAACUCAGUAAUAAUGAGCUAUCAGCACUGACAAGUAAGAAAGCAGCUGUUAAAUUUGCGUGGAGUAUGGUUCCUGUUGUAGGGAGUAAAAAAACAGCGGAAAUGUCUUAUUCGACAACACUAAACCUUCUGCGAGCAGGAGUUCAGGAUCUUGCUGAUACAGCCAAAGAAGUGCUGAAAGUGGCGGGUUUGACUGAUGUCUACUAAGAUCACAGAUCGAGAUCAGACUCAAAAGGUCAUCUCACUGAUAAUUGUGGUUAAGACAUUUUGACAUAUUGUGUGUAUUCACAAUCAUUCAUAGCAUACUCUAUGUAGGCUAUAUGCUGUCAUCCAAGAAGCUGAGCUGCAUGCAUCCAAUAGGCUAUAGCUAACAGUUCUGAAUAUGUUUCUUUUUCAUCUUAAAAAUGUAUAGAUUACUUUUGUUCAUUGAUUUAUUUGCUAUGGAGCACAAUAUACAUUUUAUGUCUGUGAUAUGGACUCAGUGUUCAUAGGAUGUUAUUUGUUAGAUUCUGUGCUGAGUGUGUGUAGAAACUAGCUUCCACUGCUUGAUAGUUUUAAGAUGUUCAAGUGUAUGUAAAUUAUUAACAGGAAUCUGGUCACAAUUAGCUGACAGUUCAAUUUUUCAUCGUUUUUAUUAUGUAGACUUUAAUGAUUUUUGAUGAUGUAUAAUGUCUCAGAUAAUAAAAAUUAAAUGCUGUAUGUAGUUUUUAUUGGUUAUUGGAGCUGUUAAAACAUUAGCAACAUUAGCACCCUUUUUAAUUUCAAGGCAACAAAUAUAUAUUGAGACAGAAUUUUUAUGUUCUAUUUUUUCAUCUUUGUUUUAUUGACAACUUAGAAAAAUCAAUAGAGUGUAGCCUAGCACUAU